AGUUACGAUGCCAUACUACUUGGCAAAUACUACUCGUAUACCCUGUCCUUUCCACCUGAACUCCUAUUCCACCCGAACCCCCCGUAGCUCCUUCUAGGACUCGCAUAUGGCCUGCGGGUACUCGAGUACCGGUACCGCACCCGAGUGCUGUACAGUACAACUUGAAAACUUUGGUGCCGCGGCUAAUGAGUCUCUGUAACCGUGGAUCCCUCUACUCGAGUACACCAUAACUACCACCAAGUUGGAAGGCUCUCCUCGCCACCUCACCAGUGUAUGAUGGUCUCUCGUAGUUGGGAAGAUUGGGUCCGCUAAAUAGGGUCUGCUAAUAGGGUAGGGUCGGGAAAAGUUUAUUGUUGUCUAGGCUUGGCAGGGACUGCCAAGGUAUCAUAGUGAGGGGGGUGUGUUUGUUGAGCCUCAUUGCUUCUUUUGACGUUCGCCUCGGGGCGAUUGACCAAGGAGUUUGCCACGCAACUGAAUUUACGAGAUCUACAAGACUCGCUUCGCCUCCGGAAGUUUUCCCACUAACAAGUUGGUGGUCGUGGGGGAUACGCUAAAAUGACCUCAACAGAACAAUACAUCGACUACCCAACCCUUCUCUCCCCGACCUUCUCCCCAACAACCUUCUCCAGCUCACUUAUCUCGCAGACCAACCACCCCAAUGAGCCACUUGACCUCACAACCCCCCUCUCGCGCGUCCUCUUUGACCUCCAGGAAAUCGACACAACCCUGCACACCUUAACCACCACCUCUUCUACCUUACUGUUAACGCACACUGCCACGACGACCCACGCUUCGUCGACCCUGCUCUCGGCCGUGACGGCGCAAACGGCCACACUGAACACGGCGUACGAGCGGCUACGCCGCGAAGUUAUUGACCGCGGUGACCGUGCAGAGGAGGUGGUCUGUGCCGUGCAGAACCUGCACGCGACGACGAGGGUGCUGCGGGAGGUUAGCCGUGGCGUGGUGCUUGCUCGGCAAGUGGAGCGGCAAGUGGCGGAUUUGGAGCGCGGGGAGUGGAGCGCUAUGGUUCGGUGCUCUUUUAGCCUGCUAGAGUUGGGGAGGUUGUUGGAGCAGGGGGAUGGAUUGAUGGAAGUGGACCUGGCGAGGUCGCUGAACGAGAGGGUUUACCAGCCUACGCGGUCGAACAUCAUUUCCCGGGCGAAGGAGAUAAUCACCACAUUUUCACUCCUCACCCCGGACACAUCAACCCCCUCCUCCACCACCACUCCUACCCCUCCAUCCAGUGCCGCCUUCACAGCCCUCCCCUCCACCUCCCCAGCCCUCCGCCAAAAGCUUUCCAGUACUCUCCAAUCCCUCUCCCUCCUCUCGCCCCCUGAUCUUCACACAUCAAUCCGCACCCUCCUGCAGACCCACACAACCGCCAGCACUAACCUCCUCACGCGUGCCCUAAACUCACUUACCACCCUCGACCGCACCCUCGCCGAAGUCUCCAUGCGCAGCCUCUCCGUCGCCGCCGUUGAGGGCUACCUCGACGGCGUUGGCCUCGCGCAAACCGUCCUAGCCGAACUCGAUAUGCGCCGUCUAACGACAGGGUUUUGGUGCGGCGUGGCGGCUGGCUGGGAGCCGAGGGUCAGAGAUGUUGUGCUUAGGGGGGGCGCCAGUGCGAGGAUGUUGAGGGCUGGCAAGGAGAGGGUGCGGGAGGGGGUUAGGACUUGCGUUCAUAGGGGUAUGGGUAUAGAAAGGAGGGAAAGUGGUGAAGGUGAGGGGGGUUUUGAGGUUGCCAUUAUGGUUGGAGCGUUGGGGAGUUUAGGGAGAUGACUUUGUAUCAUACCUAGGAAGGGUAGGAUCAUGUUAAAUCACUCGUGUAUUGGUGUUGG
Messenger RNA from Tuber melanosporum (Perigord truffle), 1838 nucleotides. RefSeq lists its product as uncharacterized. Lineage: Eukaryota; Fungi; Ascomycota; Pezizomycetes; Pezizales; Tuberaceae. Gene Ontology annotation, cellular component: COG complex. The record is from RefSeq and is a predicted model, not a curated record. The transcript has 4 exons. Gene Ontology annotation, biological process: intra-Golgi vesicle-mediated transport. Bases 556 to 1779 code for a protein of 407 amino acids.